AUGUCGUUGUUUCCACCGGAAUUCCUAGUCGCCAUGCUAUUAACGUUCAUGCAACUUCGUCUACGUUCGUACUUUAGUCUUGCGACAUGGUUUCUCAAUGGUUUAACUUUCUUUUUACCUCCUGAGGAUGAACUUAUUGCGAUACUUAAUAACCAGUCACGAAAAAGCUUCAAACCAGACAAAGGACCUCUGUAUGAGCCACUUAGUGCAGCCGAAAAGAUGGACAAGUUUUACGUUCGUGUGGCAAAGACAGAGCCGGGAGUUUUCAGUCAAACGCUCUUUUUUGAGCUGUACGAGAUGCUCGUUGUGCUCGUGUCUUCGAUCUCAGUGGGCUGCUGGAUGGGCAGUAUCGUGAGCUUUACGGCUUCGUGGUUUGCAGUAGCACAAGAUCAUGUGGAUGACAAGGUGGACAUGGCCAUGUACGGUCUCAUGUCGGCCAUGCUCGUGGCAAUUUGGUUUCCAUUGCAGCUAAAUUUUGUCCAAGGGUGGGGAGGCUACGAAGCUCGUUUGGGUCUUUGUGUUGGCUUUCUUGGACUCAUUGCAGCUGGAUUUAUCAUCCUAUCACCUAAGGGGAUGCUGGAUUUCGAUUUGGAAAUGGCAGCGCAACUUGCUGGAGAACGGCUGGCUCUGAUACUGCGAGCAGUGGGAUUCACAAACGCAGACUUUGUGAACAUUGCACCAUGGACAGAAAUGUCGCGAGUCGCACUUUUUUUCGUGUGUGCGUUGCUAGCGGGAAUUUUUACAUGCACAACUUUCCUGCCAUCAUUCAGGUUUGCACGGAUGUACUCGGUAAUGAUCAAAAGUAAGCAGUAUUCGAACGUGAAGAAAUUGCUUUUGCAUCUCAACAUGUUUUUCCCAGUAUUGAUCUGCAUACUGUGGGUGCCGCGAUUCUCGAAGAAUGUGUUGGUGCCUUUGGAGCUUGUAAAGUGCUCUCCGCGUGCACUGAGUCGGGAUUGCCUGCGAACUGAAGUGUUGGGACUGACGAAUGCGGCCUCGUCGGACAUUUGGAAGUGGUACAGUCUUGCAGAGUCUCAGUUCCAUAUGCUUCGUAUCUACGUGGUACUCGUGGCAUGUCUGGUGCGCUUGAUUUGUUUCCGUACGUACAUGCAGCACUUCCUGCUAGAGCCACGUGAGGCGAUGGCGUCGCUUGUGGGUCGCCCUGGCUUCGUGGAUGGUGCCCUGUUGCAGAGCAAGGUCCGUCUUCAGUUUAAUUACGUGCCGGUUAUCGCACUGCAGUACCUUGCGCCAGUGUGUGCGUUGCUGGCGUCAGCGCAGCUUUUGGUAAAGCAGACGGCGACGUCUCUUGGUGUUUUUCAUGGUGUUUCGUGGGUGCUGCAAAGUGUGAUGCCGAACGUCUCGAUUCCUGCUAGUCUCACGCCAGAAGGGUUAAACGCAGCCUCUUUGAAUGUGCUGCCGGACCCUACUGUGCUGCCAAACUUUGGCGGGUUUAAGCUUGGUGAUGACCUUAGCAAGGAGAAUGUGACGCCUUUUCUGCGUGGCAUGAGUGCGUUCCCCGUACUCACUGCAGAGUUCUACGAGGCAGCGCUGGGUUUCCUGAUCUGGUUCCUCAGCUUCACUAUGUUUGCCGUUAGCUUGGCAGGGUUGCUUUAUUGGCGUAACGUGGGAGCUCACGGCACUGUCGAUGUUGAAACAGCGGUGCGGCAGAAUAAGCAGACGCCCAAGACGCUAAAGAACCAGCUAAAGGGAUUGAAGCUGCACAAGAAGAACAAGUAG
Molecule: messenger RNA, 1734 nt
Organism: Peronospora farinosa
Lineage: Eukaryota; Oomycota; Peronosporomycetes; Peronosporales; Peronosporaceae
Source: the annotation of a GenBank genome assembly